AAACUUGCACGAGUCAUGGGUAUCCACCAUAAUACUUUGCACUCCUACUUGAAGCAGAACAAUGUUAGCUACAAGUAUAGCUUAAUCUUGGAUGCUGACCUGGAUCAUGCUGUUUGGGAGUUUUGUCAGAUGAAACCAAAUUCUGGAGUUUGCUAUCUUACUGGCCAUCUAUGA
Suillus subaureus is the source of this 174-nucleotide messenger RNA. RefSeq lists its product as uncharacterized. The transcript has a single exon. The record is from RefSeq and is a predicted model, not a curated record. The annotation marks the transcript as partial. NCBI's taxonomy places the organism in Eukaryota, Fungi, Basidiomycota, Agaricomycetes, Boletales, Suillaceae.